AUGUCAAGCGAAGUUAUAUCGUCCUUUUCUGAUCUUAUUGCUCCGUAUAUUCCUGAACUCCUUGGAAUAAUGUGCUUUGUACUUGGUUAUUUAUUUUUAGCCUUUUAUGCAACGGAGUCAAAACCAUCAGAGCCAAGCCUAUCCCAAAUAUAUGAAUCCACCGUAAGAGUGGAAAAGAUUGAAAAGCCUAUAGAAGAAUCAGAAGAAAACUUACCCUUCCCCAAUAGAUUUUUUUCCUUCAUUAAUUUAUAUAGAAUUCUUUUUAUAUUUUUUAAGUACAAUUUAAAAAUGGCUCGUAAAUUUAUUUAAAAAAUAUAAAUAUUGGUUUUAUCAAUUGCAAAGUUAGCAACCAAAUUCUACAUCAAGAAAAUUAAUUUUCUAACAAAAUCCCAUCAGAUUGAUAAAGCCUACCAACUUCUAAAAGAUAUUGAAACAUCUGGAAUAACCCCAGAUAUUUCUGUCUACAAUGCAGUCCUCGAUUGCUGUGCCAAGACUUUAAGGCUUCCUUUAUCCUUGUCUGUUUAUACAAGUAUGAUUACUCAUAAUGUAAAACCGACCUUAGAAUCUUUCAAUUCCUUAAUUGAUGCUUGUGUAAAAAGCGGCAGAAUGGAUCAAGCAUGGGCAUUUCUUGAUGAAAUGAAAGCCAAUGGUGCCAUCCCUGACAACUUUACUUAUUCUACGUAAUAAAUCUUUUAAUCGUUUUUCUAUUCGUAGAUAUUACUCGGCACAAUUCGUUCUAAACUUUUCUCUGUGAGGUAUUUGCUUGGCAAUAAUUAUUUUCGAUCAAAAAUCUGAUGAGAAAAAUAUCCCAAACAAACUACGCAGGGAAUACCAACAAGAGAAAUGCUUCUAAAGGGAAAAGACAUGUAGCCCUUAUUCUACACUAAUAAAAGGCAUUAAAUCUGAAGGGGAAAAUGCUGAUUUAAUUCGAGCUUUCGAGCUUCUUACUGAGCUUAAAGGAAAUUCAGCAGUAAUCCCAGACGUUAUUCUCUAUAAUUGUUUAUUAGACACUUGUGUAAGCGCUAAAAGACUUGAUAAAGCUUUAGAACUUUUCACAGAAAUGAAAAUUUCAUCAUCUAAACCUGAUGAAAUUUCCUAUUUAUUUUUAAUCAAUUUUUCCCAAAUAAAUAUAAAGCCUCUAAAGAGUUUUUAAUAAAAAAUAUACAUAGCAGCCCUGUGAAUAAGUUUAUAAGCUAGUAAAAAUGGUAUAUAACACUUUAAUCAAAGGCUUCGGACAGACAAAGCAGCUUGAAAAAGCUUUUGAAAUCCUCAAAGAAAUGAAAGAAAAUAGCCUAAAACCCAAUGAAGUCACUUAUAACUCCUUAAUGGAUGCAUGUGUGAAGACAAACAAAAUGAGUCUAGCAUGGGACAUUCUAGAAGAAAUGCAAAGCAUGGGAGUUUGCCCUGACAAUUUUACGUAUUCCACACUUGUUAAAGGCAUCAAAGGCGAACAAUGCACUGCGGAGCUUGAUAGAGCUUUUAAACUUUUAGAAAAUUGUGAGUCAAAGCCUGAUGAAAUUUUAUAUAACUGUCUUAUAGACGCUUGUGUAAGAUUCGGCGACUUAGCUAAAGCAAAAGAAAUUUUCAAAAAAAUGCAUGGAAAUGGGGUCCAGCCAAGCUCAAUUACAUAUGGGAUUAUGAUAAAAGCUUAUGGACAAGCUAAUAUGAUGAAAAAUGCAUUAUCUGCAUUUGAAGAAAUGAAGGUGCUCAACCUCAAGCCAAAUGAUGUCACUUAUGGGUGCUUACUCCCCCCCUUUUAAAUUGGAACAAAAUAUAGAUAAAAUUUUGAUUUUUUGGGUGCUUUAGCUCUUCUUUAAAUUGGAACCAAAUUUUAUAUCAAAAGGAAAACUUUAGAGAUGAAAAUACUAAUAUAUAAUUAGUUUUGACCUCAUUUAAUGAGCAAUUGCUGUAGAAUGUUAUUUAAAUAGUUUUUAAACAAAAUCGAUUAAUUUUUUGAAUUAAAUUCUAAUAAAAAUAAAUUAAAAUUCAAAGUAUUGCGCUUAAUUUUAAAGAUUUUAAAAAUUUUAGAAUUUAUUUUUAAAAAAAUUUCGCUAUAGAUAUUUUUAACUAAUUUUUUAAAAAUUUUAAUAAAAUAUUUUUAUAGCCUUUAAUUGAAAGGAUUUUGUUCCGAUUUAAAGAGGGGGAGUUAUUAGACGCUUGUGUAAAGUCAGGUGAAAUUGAGACAGCUGAAAAAGUAUUUAGUACAAUGCAAGAAGAAGGCAUUGCCCUGAACACGAUAUUAUACACAACAAUGAUUAAGGGAUUUUCAAAGUCCCAAGAUUUAUCGAAAGCUCUUGAAGUGUUUUCGACUAUGAAAGCAGACUUGACAGUUCAGCCAAAUAAUGUAACUUAUAACUCAUUAUUAGACUGCGCUGUGAGAUGUGAAGAUAUGGAAGUUGCUUCCAAAUUAUUUGAAGAAAUGCAAAAACUAAUGGCUCCUGAUUUAAUUUCAUUUUCUACCAUGAUUAAAGGCUUCUGCAAGUCAGGCGAGAUCGAAAAAGCUAUAGGGAUAAUGAAUGAGAUGAAAAACCACAAUAUUCAAGCUGACGAGGUCCUCUAUAACUCUUUAUUAGACGGCUGCGCGAAGUCAGGAAACUCCGAACUCGCACAAAAUCUAUAUUUAGAUAUGCAGAAUCUUGGAAUAAAACCAAGCAAUGUGACGUUUUCUAUUUUAAUCAAGCUAUAUGGAAAAAAUAAGCAAGUGAAUAAAGCUUUAGACGUGUUAGAAGAUAUGAAAAAAGUAAAAGUCGCCCCAGGAAUGAUCGUAUAUACCUGCUUAUUACAAGCUUGUAUUAGAUCUAAACAGAUCCAUAAAGCAUUAGAAAUUUAUCAAGAUAUGAAAAAUAACGGAGUCAAAGGAGAUAAAGUCACUUUUAACACCCUUGUUAAUGGCUGUGUCUAUGCUAGACAACUUGAUGCAGCAUAUAGAAUCGCAAAUGAUAGCUUUGCAUUAAAUGUAAGACUGGCUGAAGACGUUUAUAAUAAUUUAUUGAAAAAUCUUCACCAUUCAAAAGAUAAAGUGAAAAUCCAAUGGGCUGCAGAAAUAAAAGAAAAAAUGAUGAUGAAAGGGAUUGAGACUGAAUAUACGUCAAAAGAUAGAUAUGGAGAAAAUAAUGGCCCUGCUCCUGUGAGGAAGAAUAAUGGGUUUAAAAGAGCUGCUCUUGGGGAAAGGAGCUAUAAUAUUAUAAUGUAG
Blepharisma stoltei is the source of this 3193-nucleotide messenger RNA. Lineage: Eukaryota; Ciliophora; Heterotrichea; Heterotrichida; Blepharismidae. The record is from the annotation of a GenBank genome assembly.